GACAAAUAUUACAGCGGGUCUUACAGUCUGGACUUAAUUUGAGCAACGGUGAAUACACGUACAGUGUACAGCGUAUUACAGUUACAAAAGUUCACUUUAUAUUUGGAAUCAAAAAAAAACAUCAAAGAUUUUAAACCUAUCGUUAAAGAUGGGAUGCAGUUUGAGUAAAUCACAUAACACGAAACGUUUAACAAAAUUCAUAAACCUAACGGCUAACACAGUUGACAUUAGAAAUGUUUAUGCAGAAAGCCAGUUGGAAGAGCAUACUUCAUUUGUGGAGAAUCUUGUAAAAGAUAUCCUCGAGAAUGUUGGCAAAAUAGAACCAGCGCUUGCCACCGAUGGGCUGAUAAAUCGAGGGAGCUACUAUGACAGGACAAAAAUACUUCACCCCGAUGAGUAUGAUUACCAUCCGAUACUAGGGCUAUCUCAAUAUGUAACAGAUGUAACGAAUGCAAGUGACAGCCAUGAGGAUGAUGGAAAACGCAAAAUUAGAAUCAAUGUUAAUAAACUCCCUUAUCCUCUACCUUCCGAGUGCUUGGAAAAUAUCAAUGAGAAUGAUGGUGAAGCCGAUCUUAGAACUGAAGAGUUACUUAACAUGCUACUCAAUACGAUAUCCGCAGUAUUAAAAGAAAUGGAAACUCGGAAAUCUGUAAAAUUCUACUGGAGCCAAAACUACCGCCGGUCCUACAAAAAAGAAAUAGAUAAUGUUGUCAUCCAUGGCCCAAGUGCUUUGCUAAUACGGGUUGGUGCGCCUUUAGGUAUAACAGACAUCGACUUGUGUUUCUGUUUGAAGUGGAAGCCUCAUGAGUUAGGGCCAAGUGUUCAUAUUAUUGAUAGAAAGAAUUCCUGGGACAUUUGGUUAGAAUCCGUGGUAGAACUACCAAAUUCAGAUAAGUAUGUACUAACACCACCCCAUCGGAAGUUAUUUCUAACAUUGAAGUAUCUCUCCAAUUUAACACGUUUAUUGGGAAUUGUAUGGCAAAUUUCAUCACAUGUUCUAAAAACUCUUAUCCUGAAUCAUCAACAGAAGUGUCGAGCAAGCAGUUUGGGCGAAUGCUUAAUUUCCAUCAUCAAUGAAUUGAUCGUAAAACCCGAUGAUGAACACAAUCCCUGCGAUAUACCCGAUGAUGAAUACAAUUGCGAUGAAGACUUCCUGUACUUGUUUUACUCUAACCUGCUCAUUCCAAAUCCAAUAUUCCCUGGGGAACCACAAAGAUUAUCGCCAAAUGAUCGUAUACCUAUGCUCAUUUCAAUGGUGUGGAUUGUACAGCAUAUUAAGCUAAAUCGGAGUAAUAACUGGUGGAAUGCAUUUCUCUCAAAUAACCUCAUUGGGGUCAGAAGGAAUCGCAUUUUACAAUCUUUAAUGGAUGGUUUGCACGAAUACUAUCUGUUAGCUACAUCAAAAUCGCAUGGUAGAUAUGUUAAACUUGAGUGGCAACAUGACGCUAAAAAGUCAAUAGUUUUGAUAGACUGUAUCAAUCCAAAUUAUUUCGAUCGUCCUUUUCGUAAAGUUUAAUCGGUCCCUUGCCAUGAUAACAUUUUAUAAGGACAAAACAUGAAGGUUUCUUCAAUAUGACAAAGAAUGGAAUGAAAUGCAUGGGUGUAGCAAGGCAGACGAGGCAAUUGCUUCUACUGAAAUACAGUUAUUCAGAUGUUUUAGUAAAUAGGCAUGACAAUGAAUGGAUUGCAUAGGUGUAGCCAGGCACGAAGCAGACGAGGUAUCUGCCUCUACAGAAAUACAGUUAUUCAGAUGUUUUAGUAGAUAGGCAUGGCAAUGAAUGGAGAGAGAUAUAUUGUAUUUGAGAUGGUAAAAAUACAUUGGUAGGUCAAUUGUAUAUGUUGCUUGCAAUUUUGUCGACAGAAAUAUAAUGUAAAUACAGAUGGAGCCAAUUUAAAAAAAAAAAA
Owenia fusiformis is the source of this 1905-nucleotide messenger RNA. Lineage: Eukaryota; Metazoa; Annelida; Polychaeta; Sabellida; Oweniidae. The record is from the annotation of a GenBank genome assembly.